Messenger RNA from Paracoccidioides brasiliensis Pb18, 261 nucleotides. RefSeq lists its product as uncharacterized. The record is from RefSeq and is a predicted model, not a curated record. The coding region runs from base 1 to 261 and encodes 86 amino acids. The transcript has 2 exons.
AUGGCGUCGGCAUUCGACCUGAAAAUGCUUGGUGCUUGUGGAUUCGAUUUAGACCUGGUUUGGUUUAACGUGAGGGUCAGGGAAGAUGUGAACAAUCGCUAUGGAGCUGCGAGAAGCGUGAAUCCUCAACAGCUGAAUGGUCGAUACACGCAGGCUACAGAAGCCACAAAUAAAAUGAUGUGUUGCGUGGAACACUGGAACACAACUCUGACCACUGGCCUAAAGCGUGGUUCAAUCGGCUUUGUUUUCUGUGGUGCAUAG